Molecule: messenger RNA, 3477 nt
Organism: Jaculus jaculus (lesser Egyptian jerboa)
Lineage: Eukaryota; Metazoa; Chordata; Mammalia; Rodentia; Dipodidae
Gene: Otoa
Product: otoancorin
Exons: 28
Coding region: 1-3456 (1151 amino acids)
Biological process (GO): cell-matrix adhesion
Cellular component (GO): cell surface
Source: RefSeq, a predicted model, not a curated record
AUGUCGCAGGAAUCUAGGACAUAUUCACUUCUCUUGGUCCUUUUUCUGAGCCAUGGAGGAGCAAGCCAGAGAGAUCCAGGUUUCAGGCAAGAUUUACAUCCAUUGUUGCAAAAAAUGGCGGAAGAAAUAAUAGAGGGAGCCUAUCUGAAUGCAUUCCUGGAGCUCAUACAAUUUCAAAGCUCCCACUUGUGGACCGCGGACCUGCCCCACAGAGUGCUGGCCCAUCUGAAUUCACGGAACGUUGCCUUCACCUUGCCCAGCCUGCAGGCAGCUGUGGAAAGUCACCUGGAGCAGUAUUUGUACCAUCCCCAGAAGCUUCUGGAAGACCUGAGGAACACUGAUGACCAGCAGUUCCACACAGCCAUGAAAUGGAUCUUGGAAGACAAGCAGGGUCAUCUGGACCUGAAGGACAUUGUCAUUGACCUGGGAGAGAUUCGGGAACAAGCUUUGCAGAGCCCCGGUGUGAAUCGCAGUCUGUUUCUGGUAUCCCUGGAGCGGUGUUUCCAGGUGCUGAACCCCCUGCAAUGUGUGGAGAUCCUGGGCAGAGUGUUGAGGGGGUCACCGGGCAGCUUUCUGCAGCCAGACAUCCCUGAAAGGCUGCCCCAAGACCUGCGUGAGGAUGCCUUUAAGAACCUAUCUGCAGUGUUUAAAGAUCUCUAUGACAAAACAUCGGCACGUGCCCAGAGCGCCGUCUACUCCUGGAUGACGGGGAUUCUGAAGACCUCCUCCAACGCAACUGAUGAUCCUGCUUCAUGGGUCAGUGCAGAAAACUUAUGGAUUUUGGGAAGAUAUAUGGUUCACUUAUCAUUUGAAGAAAUUAUGAAAAUUAGCCCGGUGGAAAUCGGGCUGUUUAUCAGCUAUGACAAUGCCACCAAGCAGCUGGACACGGUUUAUGACAUCACCCCUGAGAUGGCGCAGGCAUUUCUGCAGAAGAUCCGCAGCUCCAGUUUUGACACGAGGAACACAUCCACCAUCCACAGGCAAGGCAUGCCCUGGGCCCUUGAGCUGGCUCCUAGGAUGUUGGGGCUGCUGGUUUGUUUCUACGAUGACCUGGAGCUACUGGACGCCACCCUGGCCCAAGUCCUCCUGCACCAAAUGAUCAAGUGUAGCCAACUCCGGGGCUUCCGGGCUGGCGUUCAGAAGCUCAAAGCUGACCUUCUGGACAUUGCCACUGAGAACCAGACCCUCAAUGAGACCCUGGGCUCUCUGUCGGACGCGGUGGUGGGUCUGACUUACCGUCAGCUGGAAUCCCUCUCCCCGGAUGCUGUGCAAGGUGCCAUCCCCACCAUCAACCAGGUCUCAGGCUGGGCCAAGAGCCAGGCCAUCAUCUUGUCUGCCAAAUACUUGGCCCAUGAAAAGGUGCCGUCCUUCUACAACGUCAGCCAGAUGGGUGUGCUGCUGCCGGGGGUCAGCACCCAGGCCUUCUGCAGUAUGGACCACAAGGACCUCUCGCAGGUCCUGAGAAGCACCGCCUCCCAGCACAUGUCCCAAUUGUCACCUGCCCAGAAGCAAGGCAUCCUGAGCAAGCUGAUUGAAGCAGAAGACACUGCCUCAGGCAUUGUGGAGCUACCAAAAGGUUUUUUUGAGGAAGUGUCUCUCUUCCAUUUACGGAGAGAACAGGGAUUUAAUGCGACAGUCCUGAAGGAAAAGGAGCUUAGACGGAGCCAGGCCCUGUUCUUGUAUGAGCUUCUGGCAAAGACCACUGGAAGGCCUGAGGAGCUCCUGAGUGCUGGGCAGCUGGUUAAAGGUGUGACUUGCUCACAUAUUGAUGCCAUGAGUGCCGAUAUCUUCCUGGACCACUUCCAGUAUUUCGAGGACAACCUCUCCCUGCUCUCACUGGAUCAGGUCAAUUGUUUGGCAUGGAAAUACUGGGAAGUUUCCAGGUCAUCUAUGCCACCGUUCCUCCUGGCCACGCUUCCGGCCCGCUUCCUGGCCACCAUCUCUGCCUCCCAAUGCGCGGGCUUCCUCAUCAGCCUGGGGAGGAGACGUUUGGAUGCCUUGGUUUUAGAUGCCUACAAAAGGAGCCUGAUCCUCGGGAAGGUGCAGCAGUGCCUGGGUGGUUCCGUGGCUGAUGAGUACACCGUGGACAUCUUGGGGGAUCUGGUAUGCCAUCUGCCAGCCACCUUCAUUGAGAGCGGGAUCUCGCCCACAGCCUGGGCCGCCGCCCUGCACGGCCUCAGAGGCUGCCCGGACCUCAGCCCUGAGCAGAAGGCCGCGGUGAGGCUCAAGAUCCUGGAGCAGCACGGGCCCCCUGGGAACUGGACAGCCGAGACGACAAAGGACCUGGGACCUUUCUUAGCACUUUUCUCUGGAGAUGAGUUACACUGCGUCGCCACCAAGUUUCCUGAUGUCCUUCAACAAGCAGCUUCCCAGACAGCUGCCAGGCUGCCACCUUCAGAAUUCCUGUGGGCUGUCUUUGAGUCUGUCUGGAAUAGCAGUCAUGGGAGUCCCCACUUUGACCCCACCUCUGGUUGCCAUGGAGUUGCAGCUCCCUCUUCUGAUGACAUCUUCAUGUUGGCAGAAGCCAAUGCCUGCUGGACCCCUGAUGUCCUUCUCUGUCUGGAAGAAGACACGUUCAUUAGGAAUGUGGAGCUGCUGGGGUCUGUGAGAAGUUUUGACCGGCCUCAGCUGAUGGCCCUGAAGGAGAAGGCCAUCCAGGUUUGGGAUGUGCCUUCCUCCUGGAGAGAAUACCACAUUGUCUCCCUGGGGCGCAUCGCUCUGGCUCUGAGUGAGAGUGAGCUGGAACAGCUGGACCUCAGCUCCAUAGACUCAGUAGCAUCCUUGGGCCAGCAGACAGAAUGGACCCUGGAACAGGCUAAGUCAAUUCUGCAGGGAUUCCUGGAGGAUUCAGGCUGUGGCAUCCAGGACCUGAAGAGCUUUCAUUUGGUAGGGCUUGGUGCCACCCUGUGCGCUAUGAACAUUACUGAGAUUCCACUUAUACAGAUCACAGAAUUCAGGGUGGUCGUGGCUAGAAUCGGGACCCUGCCUUGCAGCACCCCAGUCUUGGUUGAGUUUAAGAAGAAGGCAGCAGUUGUGUUUGGGGAUCCCGCUGAGUGGACCAGUUGUGUCUUGCAGGAGCUUGGGACCAUCGCAGCUGGAUUAACUAAGGCUGAGCUCCGGAUGCUGGACGAGGAGCUGAUGCUGUAUUUCCAGCCAUCAGCAAUCAAAGGCCUUCCUGAUGAGAUAUUCAAAGAGCUGUCCGCCCAGCAGAUCGCCUCCUUGGGUCCCCAGAACGCGGCCGCGGUGACCCCCUCACAGCGCAGGCAGCUCACCAUCGCGCAGCUGCAGAGCCUCCAGCGCGCACUAGAUGGCGCCAAGGCUCACUCCUGGCAGUACGCGCCCGCCAGCGCCCGCCCCACCCGGGCUUCCUCCAGGGGGUCUCCUCCAGGAGCGCCCUCCUGGGGUCUUUGGCUUGGCUGUACCCUGCUGCCUCUAAUGGACAGGCCCCUGUACUGAGUAGCCUGGUUGGUGUCCUAA